This is a messenger RNA of Adelges cooleyi (spruce gall adelgid), 425 nucleotides long. RefSeq lists its product as uncharacterized. The coding region runs from base 77 to 412 and encodes 111 amino acids. The transcript has 7 exons. NCBI's taxonomy places the organism in Eukaryota, Metazoa, Arthropoda, Insecta, Hemiptera, Adelgidae. The record is from RefSeq and is a predicted model, not a curated record.
GUUUCUUCGCUUUAAGAUUAUCAAACAUAAAAAAAAAAGCAUUUAGACCCAAAGUCCUCUGUACAAAUUAGCUGUUAUGAUGAUGUCCGUUCAAGUUCUUUUCGUUUCAAGUUUACUGCUAUCCGUAUUUUUUGGUACUAGCGAUUGUGAAAUGAAACUAGAGGAAGGUGACAUUGCUGUGUUUUUUGACCCCGAACAAACACGGAUGAAUUGUGUGAAGAUUCAUGGAAAUAAUCGGAACCUCGGGGUGGGCCAAUUGGUAGAAAAAAUGUCACCGGGGCACCCGGACUACAGACAAUUUGUAGGUAAAGCUAAGCCAGACGGGACGUAUAGUAAUGCAGACUCAGACGAAAUAUGGCGCAUCAUUGACAAUUACUACACAUCAUUAUUUUUUCCCCUCAUCAUAAAAUAAUAUUAUUUUACGA